AUGUCAGACGUGGAUGAUGAAAUCACGAGGCUCUUCAAGGUGCGUCGCACGGUGUUGCAGAUGCUGAGGGAUCGAGGUUACACUAUAGAAGAAUCUGAUUUGGACUUGAAAAGAGAAGAGUUUGUUCAGAAGUUUUGUAAAGCUAUGAACAAAGUGAAUAAAGAAGCUCUAUUCAUCGCAGCCAAUAAGGGGCCAAAUCCAGAAGACAAGAUUUACGUAUUCUACCCGGAAGGCCCUAAGGUUGGAGUCCCAGUGAUUAAAAAGGACGUGGUGAUGAAGAUGAGAGACGAUAAGGUUCCUCGAGGGAUCGUAGUUGUUCCACUGCCCAUAACUGGUGCCGCGAGAAGCGCCCUAUUAGAGAUCAACAAGGUUCUAACAAUUGAAGUCUUUGAGGAAGCCGAACUGGUCACCAACAUCACCGAGCAUAAACUGAUCAACAAGUACUAUGUACUUGACAAUCAGGCCAAGAAGGAAUUACUCAAAAAGUACACAGUGCAAGACACACAGUUGCCUCGCAUCCUCGUCUCUGAUCCUGUUGCUAGAUACUACGGACUCAAGCGAGGACAAGUUGUCAAGAUCAGACGAAGCGAUGCUACUUCUUUGGACUAUUACACCUACCGAUAUGCCGUUUAA
This is a messenger RNA of Thlaspi arvense, 633 nucleotides long. NCBI's taxonomy places the organism in Eukaryota, Viridiplantae, Streptophyta, Magnoliopsida, Brassicales, Brassicaceae. The record is from the annotation of a GenBank genome assembly.